AUGUCGGCGUCCAACGAAAACAAUGAAUUGGAAAACUCUCUGCACGAAAAGAGCUCACCUUCAUCAUCCAACGAGAUCACCCUUGAUAAUCCUUCAAAUCAUUUGGCGACCGAUGACACGAAUAAUGAUGGCGGGGAACCAAUUUUGGAGCGAUUCAUUCAACUCAUCGACCGCGAGAAACCAUCACCAUCAAAUGACGAUACCGAAGAUGAUAACGACUACUUUCUAGACGCGUCAACUGAAGAUCCGUUUACCUUGGAAUCCUUCGACACACUUAUACAACAACACGCGGAGAAAGGAAAAGAUUUUAUACUGGCCAGAGUAACCACGGCCGACUCAUCGGAUGAAUCGAAAACCUAUCAAUCCUACUAUUCCGCGCACCACAUCAACAAGGUGUUGUUCAGGACGCAACCGGAUCAAGGAUUGCUGCACCGAAUGAAGGCAAAGAAUCCACUGAACAAUAUGAAUAUCAUUGGCGACGUACAUUAUUAUGCGGUCAAGGCGGAAUCGGUCAGGUUAACGCAACAGUCAUUUGCGAAAUCUUCUGCAAUGUCAAUUUCAUCGCGCAAAACGUUGCAUCUCAAUGGGGACAACAUCGCCACGACGGAAAUAUCGGCGACUUCCGCGCUUGAUAAAUCUGAGGGAGACACCGUGAUUAAGGUUGAGGAGGAUGUGAACGAAGAAGAUUCAUCAAGCGGAGUGGACGGGCCCAAUUCUUCGUCACCUUCCGUAAAACAGGUUGAACAACAAAUAUCCGAUGGGAUUGCGCUUCGGAGAAUGUCAAACUCUUUGGGAAAAGAACGAAGAUGGUCUUCAGGUGAUCUGGUGCAGCAACCACCUAGAAUAUUCAUACCCGAAUAUUCUCUGCACGUCAGGAGACAUCAAUCGAUGAAUGGAUUACGCCCUUCAUCAAGUGUAUUAAAUUCAAGAAAAUUUGACACGAAAACGCUACUCACAAGGACAAUGAGUGACGAUAAAUCUACGAAAUUGCCGCUGGGAGACAAUGGCUCCAUUGAUACAAGCACCACUGCCACUACUGUCAACGCCACCAAUUCGCAAAUUAUGACGAAACAUGAAAAGACCACACCACCCGCACCCACAUAUAAGGCAAUAUUUUAUGCGACGGACGACGAUUUUCUUAUGAAAUCAACAGUACGACAGUAUUUCAACACAAACACGAUAGAUCCCUUGGACUCACAAUUAUUCUCCAUAAAUAUGUCGACACAAACUUCGAGCGCCACGGGAACCUUAGCGAGACAAGAGUUUUCAAAUGAUGGAUGCAAUUCAACAUCAACGCAAGAAAAAUCGAAUGACAACGCGCGUAACUAUGAAUAUGACGAUGAGUCUCGUGACGAAAGAGAUCACCCGGGGUUAAAGAGAAGAAAGUACACACAAGGGUACAUAUUCAGAGGUGGGAAAACAUUUCGUCAAUUUUACAAAGAAAAUUACGAGAACGUUAAUUGGAACCUAUUGGAAGAAGGCUUAUGGCUUCACCGAUUUUAUAAACUGUUUGCUGGAAUGCGCUGGCAAGAAAUUAUUGUACUAAGUUAUGAAGAUUUAGAAAAGUUGGGCGUGAAGAGGCAUGCUCCCAGGAAAAUUUUAAUUCAAGCAUUUGACAAUGUGAAAAGGGCUUUGAAGGAAAAGGAACGACAAG
Acaulospora colombiana is the source of this 1654-nucleotide messenger RNA. The record is from the annotation of a GenBank genome assembly. NCBI's taxonomy places the organism in Eukaryota, Fungi, Glomeromycota, Glomeromycetes, Diversisporales, Acaulosporaceae.